Molecule: messenger RNA, 2772 nt
Organism: Nerophis lumbriciformis (worm pipefish)
Lineage: Eukaryota; Metazoa; Chordata; Actinopteri; Syngnathiformes; Syngnathidae
Gene: sv2
Product: synaptic vesicle glycoprotein 2
Biological process (GO): transmembrane transport
Cellular component (GO): membrane
Molecular function (GO): transmembrane transporter activity
Source: RefSeq, a predicted model, not a curated record
GCUUGGUUAGUAAUUCACUUCUUGGUUAGCUUAGCUUGGUUAACGAUGCACUUCCUGGUGAGCUAAGCUCAGCUUGGUUAGCUUAGCUUGGUUAGUAAUUCACUUCCAGGUUAGCUAAGCCUAGCUUGGUUAGUUUAGCUCGGUUAGUAAUUCACUUCCUGGUUAGCUUAGCUUAGCUUGGUUAGUUUAGCUUGGUUCGCGAGUCACUACCUGGUUAGUUAAGCUUAGCUUGGUUAGUAAUUCACUUCCUGGUUAGCUUAGCUUGGUUAGCGAGUCACUUCCUGGUUAGCUUAGCUUAGGUUGGUUAGUUUAGCUCGGUUAGUAAUUCACUUCCUGGUUAGCUUAGCUUAGCUUGAUUAGCUUAGCUCGGUUAGCAAUGCACGUCCUGGUUAGCUUAGCUUAGCUUGGUUAGCGAUGCACGUCCUGGUUAGCUUAGCUUAGUUUGGUUAGUUUAGCUUGGUUAGUAAUUGACUUCCUGGUUAGCUUAGCUUAGCGAGUCACUUCCUGGUUAGCUUAGCUUGGUUCGCGAGUCACUUCCUGGUUAGCUAAGCUUAGCUUGUUAGUAAUUCACUUCCUGGUUAGCUUAGCUUGGUUAGCGACGCACUUCCUGGUUCGCUAAGCUUAGCUUGGUUAGCGUAGCUUCUGAACUUAGCUUGGUUCAGCCAUGCUAGCGCGACGAUUAGCUAUCUCGCUGGAACAGAUCACGGGUCGGACAGUAAGAAUGAAGCCGGGGAGAGGGCCAGUACAGCAGCUUUUAUGACCGAUUUUUAGGCGAGAUGCAAGGUGUAAAAUCUACCGGAGAUGAAGAGCCUCUUCUCGGUGGGACAAAACGGCAACACAACGAGUGGGACUCCGAUGAAGGAGAAACUUCAUUUGAGAGAAGCGCGUCAAACAAUGGAGCCAAGGCCGCAGAGAGGAGAUUAACAUACGAGGAGGCCGUGGAGGCAGCAGGCUUCGGUUUGUUCCACUGGCUGCUGCUGUUGGUGUGCGGCUGGGCCAACGCCAGCGAUGCCGUGGAGAUCGUCUGCGUGUCCUUCCUGCUGCCCACCGCACGCUGCGACCUCCUGCUAAGCUCCUCCGACAUGGGCCUGCUCACCGCCAGCAUUUUCCUCGGCAUGAUGGUGGGCGGCUACCUGUGGGGCUACCUGGCCGACCAGAGGGGGCGCCGCAGCAUCCUGGUGGUUUCCCUGGCUGUGAACGGCCUGUUUGGCGCCCUGGCCAGCGCGGCGCCCUGGUUCUGGCUCUUCCUGCUGCUCAGGUUCAUCAGCGGCAUUGGGGUGGGCGGGUCCAUUCCUGUCAUCUUCUCCUACUUCUCUGAGUUCAUGCCCCGACUGCGGCGAGGCGCCAUGAUCAGCGCGCUGGCCACCUUCUGGAUGGCGGGGAACAUUCUGGCUGCAGGCCUGGCUUGGUUGGUGAUCCCCAGAACUUGGACACAUUUUUCCGUGGGUCGCCUGGACUUCCAGAGCUGGCGCGUGUUCGUGGUGCUGUGCUCCAUUCCGAGCCUCACGUCGGCGCUCAUCUUCAAGCUCUUCAUGCCUGAAAGCCCCAAGUUCCUCAUGGAGGCGGGCAGAGAGAGCGAUGCGAUCCGUGUUUUCCGCCUGAUGUUCCAGUUGAACAAUCGGGGAAAAGGAGCGUCCUUCCCAGAUGUGAGUUUGCAUGUGAGCGUCGUGCAAAGAGCCUACAAGACCGAGACUGAACGUUGUCGUGCAGGCCGACUCAUCAAUGCUGUGAAAAAGGGUGUGAUGCCGCUCAAGCAGAUGUUUGAAGGGACGCUCAGAUCCAGAAGUGUGGUCCUGCUCAUCAUCUUCUACUGCAUCUCCUUCGGGUUCUACGGACUGUGGAUGUGGUUCCCGGAGCUGUUUGCCAGACUGGAGGGCGGAGGAUCGCCGUGCGCCAACAUGUCUGCUCCAUCAGGGCAACACAACCAAAGCUGUUACCCUGUCAAGACCGUCGUGUACGAGGAGGGUUUCUUCAUCGCAGCAUCCAACCUUCCUGGCAACAUCUUCACCAUCUUGGUGAUGGACAGUGUUGGAGGGAAGCUGCUGCUCUCCGGCAGCCUGAUGAUGUCCAGUCUCAGCGUAUUCUUCAUCUACGUGGUCCAGACCAAAGUCCAAAGUCUGGUUCUGUCCUGCUUGUUCAGCGGCGUGUCCGUCAUCGCGUGGAACGCUCUGGACGUGUUGGGGACAGAACUUUACCCCACACAAUUACGCUCGUCGGCGCUGGGCGUCUUCACAGGAGUGGGUCGGGUGGCGGCCAUCACGGCCAACGUGGUUUUCGGCAGGAUGGUGGACAGCUCGUGUGCCGUGCCCAUUUUGCUGGUGUCGGUGCUGCUGCUGGUUGGUGGGUUGGCGGCGCUCUUCCUGCCGCAGAGCAAGCAGACGGCGCUUACCUGACCUUUAACCCCUUUUGUGAACUCCCCUUGAUGUCUGUCCUUCAAGGAGUAAACCACCAACAAGUGCCGUUUGCCAACAGCAACUACCCUUUUUUAUUUUGUAUAAAAAAUAUUUUAUAUUAUUUAAUCCAAUUAGAACCAACGCCUUUUUUAAUCGUCUGCUAAUCUUUACGAAGUACCAGGACUGACCUGAGAGUGGCAGCAGUGAUCGCACAAUGCUGGAAAGUAAAAAACGAAGAAGAACUCUGCGAACUGCGAGCUUAAGUUAGCUUCUCUGCUAACUAUUGCAGUGCGGCUUUUUAAUCAUGUUAAGGCUUGCAGGAUAUAUUACAUUGACAGUCGUGUAUUUUCCAUAAUUAAAACAAGGUAGUCAUACGUUU